UGGACAGUGUCGCCAAUCUCUGUCCCAACCAUGAUCCAACACUGCUAUUGUGACCAGUCUUUUUUCCUGCUUAACUUGACAAGAUGCUGGUCCCGUAUGAUGAGAAGAGAAGUUGGUGUCUGUUCUGCCUGGCACAGGGCUCUAAAGAGGACACAGAUUAUCGAUCUGUGACAUGAGUACAGUCGCUGUGGUGAUGAAGCCUUGAUGAAACGACACAUGCACAAGCUACGUAACUGCCAUUACCUCUCUGCUUGCAUGAGUUUCACACUGUGGGAGCCCCUGCUUCUGUCUCCAGUUUGACCCAGGACACUUUUGGCAUCUACAUCCACUUUCAUCUCUGAAACCAACUUCAACAAAUGAAGCAAAGUACCUGAAAUACUGGAAGUUUUCCUCAUUUUUCUUUUUCUUUCUUUUUUGCUCAAGGCAGAGAUCACUUUCUUUGCAGAAUGAAACAACGAAACCAAACAACUGUGGGAUCUUUCACACCGACUUCUCUGAGGUUUUCAGAUGGGAUGCAGAUGGACGGACAGCAAUACAAGACACUCAUCUAGCACAAGUGAGUAAGUGUUUUACAGGAGGUGAAGCACAGCAUGUUCUCUGUACAGUCAUGGGACAUAGAAAAGUUACUUGUGCUUUUGGAAAUCUGUGUCCUCUAAUAUUCUGACAAUCAACCCAUGUUCUCCACACUAAUUUAAAGUGUUGUCUUUGAUUUUGGCUGUCUGAGCUGUGCCAUGCCUGACAUGGAGACCUUUUACUACCCCAUACGUCGGUCCUCAAGCCUCUACCUGGACCCUAGGCUUAUACAGCGACGUAUCUUGGAAGAUCAAGUGGAAUUAUGGUGGUUCAGAGACCCACAACGCUCCUUGUUGUGCUACUGUGCCUCUGUUGCCCUCAUACUCGGACUGGGCCUUGGUGGUGUGGGGCUCCUCUCCACCACCACAAGCCUAUCUGGGGAAUGGCGCCUAGGGGUGGGCACCACCCUCUGCCUCUUGGCACUUGCUGUCCUGCUCAAGCAGCUUCUCAGCUCUGCCAUCCAGGACAUGAACUGCGUGCGCAGCAGGCGUCGGAUCGACCAGCUGAAAAGUGGUGGGAGGGCCGACCCCGCGCUGAUUUUAGCUGUAGGGCUGGCAGUCAUGCUGUGUGGGACGGUGCUAAUCUUUGUGGCCACCAUCGGCAGCCAAGGUCACGACAGCAGGGAAAUGUUGGUUUCUGGUCUGGUGUUGAUGGCUGCAGGGACGGGCAUGUCUCUAGCUGUAGCGGGCUACAGUGUGCUGGCAUACAUCAAAAGAAGAAGGGAUCAGAGGAGGAGGAGGAGAAUGAGGAGAAUGAGAAGGAGAGGGAAUCAAGCUGUCUGUGUGUUCAGUGUUUCUGGAGGACAAAUGAGUCAAGCCAGGAGAGAGACCUCAUCGAGCAGGACCAGCCUGAUCUGAAAGGACUUAAAAUAUCUGAGACUGGAUGAAGUGGUUUAAAGCUAAAGGAACUAAUAGUAGCACCGAGGAGGUUGUGUCAAUAUCCAAAUCAAGUCUUCACAGAUUUUCUUUCCACUCUCUUUAUUGUUUGCCAUUACCAUAAAAACUGACUGCUGAACUCUGAACACCAUCACUGCAGUACAGUCACAUCAUUUCUACAAGAACAAUAGGCUGCUGUCAACAAUGGCUCUGUAAUUUGAUAAGCGAAUAUUUCCCUCCUUUGUACUGUCUGAAGGCUCAUUUAUGCUGUGUCUGACUGAUUAUAGUUGUAAAUAAAGAGCAGAUGUCACA
Messenger RNA from Neolamprologus brichardi, 1760 nucleotides. RefSeq names its product transmembrane protein 125b (gene tmem125b). NCBI's taxonomy places the organism in Eukaryota, Metazoa, Chordata, Actinopteri, Cichliformes, Cichlidae. The record is from RefSeq and is a predicted model, not a curated record.